AAUUUCCGUUUAUCCUACGAACAUUCAGCGGAGCAUUUGCCCACGUAAAAUUUUGCCCAGAAGAGUUUAGUUUUUUUUUAAUUUAACUUCCAGUGUUCACUACAGCUGGAGUAGCAGCACCAGAAGAAAAUGGCGGACGACCCUACCGCAGCCGACAGGAACGUGGAGAUCUGGAAGAUCAAGAAGCUCAUCAAGAGCCUGGAAGCGGCCAGAGGGAAUGGCACCAGUAUGAUAUCACUCAUCAUUCCUCCCAAAGACCAGAUCUCACGAGUGGCAAAAAUGUUGGCGGAUGAGUUUGGCACUGCUUCAAACAUAAAAUCUCGAGUGAAUCGUUUGUCAGUGCUGGGGGCCAUUACAUCUGUGCAGCAGCGCCUUAAACUAUACAACAAAGUACCGCCCAAUGGUUUGGUUGUCUACUGUGGAACAAUUGUAACAGAAGAAGGCAAAGAAAAGAAAGUCAACAUUGAUUUUGAGCCCUUCAAACCAAUUAAUACAUCUCUAUAUCUCUGUGAUAACAAAUUUCAUACAGAGGCUCUUACUGCACUUCUGUCAGAUGACAGCAAGUUCGGGUUUAUCGUAAUUGAUGGUACUGGAGCUUUGUUUGGUACUCUACAGGGAAACACACGAGAAGUACUACACAAAUUCACAGUGGAUCUACCAAAGAAGCAUGGUAGAGGAGGCCAGUCUGCGCUGCGUUUUGCUCGCUUGCGAAUGGAAAAGAGGCAUAACUAUGUGCGGAAGGUAGCAGAGACAGCUGUGCAGCUCUUCAUCAGCAGUGACAAGGUGAACGUGGCAGGACUUAUUCUGGCAGGAUCAGCUGAUUUCAAAACUGAGCUCAGCCAGUCGGACAUGUUUGAUCCGCGAUUGCAAAGCAAAGUACUAAAAUUGGUGGACAUCUCCUAUGGAGGUGAGAAUGGUUUUAAUCAAGCAAUUGAGUUGUCAGCUGAGGUCUUGUCCAGUGUGAAGUUCAUUCAGGAAAAGAAACUAAUAGGGCGAUACUUUGAUGAAAUCAGCCAAGAUACAGGGAAGUACUGCUUUGGAGUCGAUGACACACUUAAAGCACUGGAGAUGGGUGCAGUUGAGAUUCUGAUAGUUUAUGAAAAUCUGGAUAUUAUGCGAUAUGUACUCCGCUGCCAUGGCACAGAAGAAGAGAAAAUCUUGUAUUUGACUCCUGAACAAGAGAAGGAUAAAUCCCAUUUCACGGACAAAGAGACUGGCCAGGAGCACGAGCUCAUAGAAAGCAUGCCCCUCCUGGAAUGGUUUGCCAACAACUACAAAAAAUUUGGAGCUACACUGGAGAUUGUUACAGACAAAUCACAGGAAGGAUCACAGUUCGUGAAAGGCUUUGGUGGGAUUGGUGGUAUUCUGCGAUACCGUGUGGAUUUUCAAGGAAUGGAGUACCAGGGAGAUGAGGAAGACUUUUAUGACCUGGAUGACUACUAGGUAGUCUGGAAUUGGUCUGGUUACAGGUGCCUAACCCUCCAACAUCCAACCCAAGAAGUGAAGAUCCACAACAGAGUAAUCAAUCCCUGCCUUAGAACAGACAUUAUCACAACUUGUGAUAUCUAAAUACGUUCGAGAUGGUGAAUUAAAAAAAACAAUAACACAUAGAUUUGUCAUAGUGUCAAUACAGCAGCAACACCAAACUACUGUUCUUCAUGCCAGUUUGGACUAAUCUUUUGAGGAACUUUUUUUUUAGUUUUUACUUCAAUGGGAUUUUUGUUGCUGUUGUAUUUUAUGAAAUUGAAACAUUUUUUACCUCCAUAUGUAGAGGCAAAUAAUAAAACAGAAUGCUAUUGAAUUUCAUUUCUGCAGGCUGAAUGAAUAUAAGCUCUGUUUUUCCCCUUGGAAAGAAUUUCUAUAUUAAAACAAAUGGAAAUCUUGAUCAGCUUGUGUAGUGAAUGACCCUGUUUACAUGGGCACCAAUAUACAUGGUUAUAUCUAAAGGGGGAGAGUGAAGAAUAUGCCUUUUGCUAUGUACGUGAUUAAUAUUAAUCUCCAGGUUAAAGUAGUGGGGGUUAAAUUUUCAAAUUUGCAAUUGGGGGGAGGGGGAAGUGUCUUGUGAUUUUUGCAGAGGGAGCAGAAAAGAAUCCGAUAUGCUCUUAUUAAGAAUGAAUAUUUAUUGGGAGGCUUGCUCAAAACACAAUUUUGCUUUCUGUUUUGCUGAGUUUUCUUUCUGAUCUGGUUUUACCAUAUAUGUCCUGGUGAUGACCACUUUUGUGGAUACUUAAUCCCUGAGCAAGUUUCAUACCUGCAGUGGUCCUGAUAUUUUUAGAUGAGCAUUCCUGUUUUCUUGACAAAUUAAGGCCAGCCUUUGACUGUUUUCGUGUGCAAAAGCCACUAAGUUGUAACUUUGGUUUUGAUCUGUGUGAAGGUGUAUUGUGUUAAUAGGAUCCGCUCCAUAUUGGGGUUUAUUGUUGCUACAGAAUGGACUUAUACUGGAUGCACCCUAGCAGUCACACUACAGGAUAUGAGUUCUAUUAUGUUGUCCACAGACACUGUUGGAAAAUUGAUGGGGAUUGUUUCAAAGAAAUGAAGACCUAAGUUCUAGCAAACUCAGCCAGGCACUCUCAUGAAACUCUUGCGUCACACACAUGGUGGAGUUGGGGUUUUCGUUUGGGGAGGCUCUCAUUCUAAACCCCCCCCCCCCCCGGUGUUGUGAUUCAGCCUACUAGUUGGCAUAGAACGAGGAGGGUUUCCUACUUUCUCCAGUUACUUGAGGUUAUCAGGAAUCUUUUUUUUAAACAAUUUGUUCACAGGCUAAAAAAAAAUAGAUCAUUAAAACUGCACAGAAAGGCUUCAUAUUAUUACAAAGAGAGUGCUUUGAAUAUUGAUGUUUAAGCUGGAGCUGUAUUAAACUGUUGGAUAUGCUUUGAGAAAUCAAUAGGGAACAAAUGUCAAAAGAGCCUUGUUAAAUAGCUAAUUCACUGAAUUCAAAAUGGUCGAGGUCUAGCAAAUUAUCAUGCCUGAAGAAAUCACGUUAAUAAACUGAGGUGGUCAUUUGGAUUAUUAAUUGGGUUGCAUCACAUGUCGAACAUUUAAGUGCUCAAAUGUGGAAUAUGUUUGUAAAUUAGUGGUGUGAUUAGUUACUGGUCUUCUUUUGCAUCACAAACAGUGUCUUUGUGGCUGCUUGCACUAUGCUCUGUUGGAAUCAAUCAACCCCAGCUGCUCUAGCUAGUGCAGACCAAAAGGAAAGCAGUUUUUUUUUAAAUCAACUUGUUUGUGGUUAUUUUUAAAUGUGGUAUUUGAAUAAUGCGGGAAGAUGGGUCCUGAUUUGUACAGAUCACCACGUCAACACCUUUAGCUCCUUACUGUUUGAAAGUGUAUAGUGCAGUUCAUAAGCCACUAAUAAUCAGGUUCUGGUCUGAUACACAUCUAAUAUGUAGCACCAUUGCCAUUAAUUACAAAGACCUUCCUAUUCCAUAUGAGUAGUGAUCUUUGCAGUGAUCUUUCUAAGUAGAUGUAUAUUUAAUUUCGCUCAGUUAUUCAAAGUUGGCAGUUUAAAACCAGUAUACUACUAUGGUUCUGUUCUCACCAUUAAGAUUUGAAUAUAUUUUCAAAAUUUCUCCAAGUACAGAAAUUUACAGUUUCUGAAAUAGUUUUCUGUUGAAAUAUCCACGUUUUGUUUCAAAGCAGUCAAAAUAUCUCAUGCUGAAUAUAUAAAGUAGAAUUAAGAUUUUCCAAAUAUUGUAUGAUAUGUAAUGAUUGAAAUUGUUUUUUUGUUCAUUUUGGCCUCUGAGGUUUUCAGUGCUUAAAAGGAUUUGUGUAGAACUCAUGUUGAGUUUGUGCACACUUGCAAUGUUCUAUUUGUCCUCUGCAGUCCCUGUCAAAAGGGAGAAUUGUGGUGGACCAUGCUUUCAGCACUUGAGUUGUGCAAACAAUGUAAAUGGGGCCAUUUUGAUACAUAAAACAAGGAUAUAUAAAAUAUAUAUAUUUACAUUUCAAAUAGCCCACUGCUUGGUAUAAAAGGUAUGUAUUUGAAAGUAUGCAGCUCUUUUUGUAGUUUUAAUGUUUACUAUUUAAGUUUGGAAAUGAUGCCAAAAUGUUUUUUUUGUAUUCCUUCGACCACUGUAUUCUCCAAGCUGUUGAAUUCACAGAAAGGGGUAGAUUUCAGCUUUUAUGCACUGCGGCCUCUGCAGAAAGGUCCCAACCAGCAACUUGGUGUUGUGAUGUACAGAAAUGGAGAAGAGUAUUAAAACCAUAUUUAAGAAUAUCUUUUACUUGAGUUU
Molecule: messenger RNA, 4229 nt
Organism: Mobula hypostoma (lesser devil ray)
Lineage: Eukaryota; Metazoa; Chordata; Chondrichthyes; Myliobatiformes; Myliobatidae
Product: eukaryotic peptide chain release factor subunit 1
Exons: 11
Coding region: 130-1443 (437 amino acids)
Biological process (GO): cytoplasmic translational termination
Cellular component (GO): cytosol; translation release factor complex
Molecular function (GO): translation release factor activity, codon specific; sequence-specific mRNA binding
Source: RefSeq, a predicted model, not a curated record